AUGCACACCACAGGCCUCGCCGGUCCCUCUACAUGGCACCGGGCUGUUACGCCGACGGCGGCUUACUCGCGCCGCCCGCCGAGCCCACCCUCUAUUCCGACUCAGAUGGUCCGGGGCGACGAGUCUAGCUGCCCCGUCUCCUACACCCUUAAGCCGACCGAGGACUACCUCGACGCCAUCCAACUCACCCGUGCCCAGUUGGCUGCCGUGACGCGCGGGCGAAAGCAAUGCUCCGUUAACCGCGCGAGCCCCUGGGUAUACGAGCAGCGUCGUUACUUCCACUCCAUCCUCGACUACAUGAGCCUCGGCCCUGUCAGCGUCGUCCGUGACCGCGCCUACCUCGCGCGCGAGCAGAUUUCCAUGAUUGUCCACGUCCGUGACGCGCGGAUGCCCCCAACACGCGCUGUUGAUGAUGCCUGUAGGGCCUUGCCUGGGCUCACAAAGUUUGAGGUCGCCGUUCGCAACGACUUUGACCUCCUCCACCAGCUCCCCGCGAUCAUCCAUACAAUAAAUACACACAUGAUCGAGUUGAGCGACGAGACGGCGUGUCAGACCGACGUCACACCGCGUAUCGGCAGAAUUUUGGUCACCUGCGCCACGGGAAACGACCUCUCUGCGCUCCUCGUGGCAGGCUACGUCAUGGCCAUGUUUGGGCUGUCCACGAGCAAGGUGGUGGGUUUUGUGAGCUUGCAGCGCUUCUGCUGCACAUUUGAUGAGGACAUCAAGCGCAUCCUACAGACUUGGGAGGAUAUCCUCAAAGCCACGGCUGUUGUCUCCAGGGACCGGGCGGCCACGCAGAACACGGCCCGACUACCAAAGUCCAAACGUGACGUGCAUGACAUGAUGAGCUCCGACUUGAGCACGGACGACAGCUUGUGCGAUGACAUGGAUCGCUUUACUGGAAGAGAGGCUUUUGGCCCUUUCAUGGAUAUGGACUAG
Molecule: messenger RNA, 939 nt
Organism: Cordyceps militaris CM01
Lineage: Eukaryota; Fungi; Ascomycota; Sordariomycetes; Hypocreales; Cordycipitaceae
Product: dual specificity protein phosphatase 3
Exons: 1
Coding region: 1-939 (312 amino acids)
Biological process (GO): negative regulation of protein binding; regulation of ERK1 and ERK2 cascade; negative regulation of SCF-dependent proteasomal ubiquitin-dependent catabolic process
Cellular component (GO): cytoplasm; nucleoplasm
Molecular function (GO): F-box domain binding
Source: RefSeq, a predicted model, not a curated record